UCCAGUUCAGACAACACAUUCGCUACUGCGUUCGUCGGCGUAAAAAAACUAUUUUGCAGUGAGUCGGUUCUGCCGGAUAAAGCAAAAGAAUGCUUCCAUCGCGCGCUCAGCUACUGGGACGUUUGCUACAGCGCGCCGUUGCAUCCCGCGGUACAGCAAUCGUUUCUAAACAGAUCAUCCGUCGAAGUCACGAUGUUUCAUACCGGGUGAACGGUCCAACGCCGUCUUUGGCGGCCCGCGCCGGAGCUCAAUUUGCCGGAGGUUUAAUGUGGUGGUGGGUCCUUUGGCAUCUGUUCCACGAAUACGAACACAUUACGGGAGAGUUUGAUUAUCCUGACCCGUCGGCUUGGACCAAUGCUGAGCUGGGAAUCCCACCUGAUGAUUACGAGGAAUAAGUGGUCUAAAUUUUAUUAUUUUCUAGGCAAAAGCAAAUUAAUGAAUUCAUCUGCUUGUAACAAGUGUUGGUUGUAAAUAAAAGCUGUGAAGGAGCAGCAAGAAAGAUGCUUAAA
Molecule: messenger RNA, 509 nt
Organism: Topomyia yanbarensis
Lineage: Eukaryota; Metazoa; Arthropoda; Insecta; Diptera; Culicidae
Product: probable NADH dehydrogenase [ubiquinone] 1 beta subcomplex subunit 2, mitochondrial
Exons: 3
Coding region: 90-395 (101 amino acids)
Cellular component (GO): mitochondrial inner membrane
Source: RefSeq, a predicted model, not a curated record